AUUUACACGCCAGAUAACUUAUUACUGUAGAGCGUUAGCCAGUCAAGGCCGCCUUUAGACGAAUGCAAGUUGCAAGCGGCCGGGGACAGGCGCUGCGGAGCAGCCAGGUGCGCCGUGUAGCUGCUGGGCAGCUGCGGCCUCGGCGCACUGGCCUCGUGUGCUCGGCCACCGCCGAGGUGUUGCGCUCCGCCGAUGCCCCCGCGGGCAGCGCCGCCCCGGCCAUCAAACUGUUCUACCGCACGGGCUGGGACAAGGCCGUUGCGCACGGCUCGCUCGCGGGCGCCGCGUGGACCGACUUCCCGCUCGUCAAGUCUGCCGGCGCGCCCAACCGCUGGCUGGUCGCUGACAUCCCCGUCGGCGCCGCCCCCAGCUCCAACGGCCAACCGCUGCUGGAGUUCGUGGUGGCGGACGCGGCCAAGCAGCAGUGGGACAAGCCGCAGGCGGGCGGCAACUAUGUGGUGGACAGUCCAGGCGUGUACAGGCUGAGGGGCGGCGCCCUGCAGCGGCUGGCGGCCAGGCCGGUCAUGGUGGUCAGCGAUCUGGACGGAACCAUGGUGGGCGAUGACGCCGCCACCGGGGCAUUCAAGUCCUGGUGGGAGGACGCGGGCGCACUGGCGGGCGGCGUGCUGGUAUACAACACCGGCCGCUCUCUGGGCUCCUUCCUGGAGCUGCUGCGGUCCAAGGCGGGCUGCAUGGCUGUGCCGGACGCCCUCAUCCUGGCCGUGGGCACGUGUGUGUACCUGCGCCACCCCUCGGGCGGCCCGGCGGACGCCGCGGCGGGCUGGCGCGAGGACCGCGACUGGGCGGCGCAGCUGGACGCCAGCUGGAACCUCAAGGUGGCACGGGACGCAUGCUACAAGGCACUGGCUGAGGUUGGCAAGGAUGCUAUGCACUUCCGGCCGGCGGAGGAGCAGAACGACCACAAGGUGACAUGUGGUGUGGCGGACGCAGCCGCGGGCGGCGUGGUGGCGCGUGUGAACUCGGAGCUGGCGGCGGCGGGCGUGUCGGCAAACGUCAUCACUAGCGGGCACGGCGGCUGGAAGUAUAUGGACGUGGUCCCCAUCCGCGCUGGCAAGCUGGAGGCGCUCAACCACGUGCGGCGCCACUUCGGGUUCAGCGUGGCCAGCACUGUGGCGUGCGGCGACAGCGGCAACGACAUCCUCAUGCUCAGCGGUGAGAACCUGGCCAUCGUGGUGGGUAACGCGCAGCCCGAUCUGCGCACCUGGGCUCAGCAGCGGCAGGCGGCGGAGGCGCCCCUGCCCAGCGGCAAGCACCGCCUGCUGCAGGCCACGAAGAAGGAGGCGCUGGGCAUUCUGGAGGGGCUCGAGCACUUUGGCUUCAAGUGAUAACAUAGCUUAUCAAAUGGCAUAUUCAAAUGGCGUAAUCACAAGGCUUAUUCGCGGAAGGUGACAAGGGAAAGGUGACAGCGCAGACGAGAUAUGACAUGGAUAUGACAUGGCAUGAGGGCCUGGGCAGGGGUGACAGGGCAGGGGCAGGCUGACAAGGCAGAUGGCAUAGGGCGGGUUGAGCACUGACUGUGACGUGCAAUGUGGGCGGUUGGAGCACAGGAGGCAUGCGUGGCGGUGUGGAGGACCUUGAGGUGUGGUGGCCGCGCCAAAUGAUGUGUGCAGCAAGGCCGUGGGCGCGUUCAUCGCCUUCACUGAAGCAAUGAUGUUGCGAACAGGGAUUCUGAAAACGCAAGUUAUUACAAGCGAGCGUGCAAGGGCGCAAGGCGGAUGCUGGAGUGUGGUGAUGGUGGUGACGUGCAUACCGAGGUAGUCAACCUGAUUGUGAGGUGGGGCUGGCGGCAAACGGACACGGCACUAGUGCACUUGUCCAGUGCAGUGGAUGGCUGGAGCAGGGAGGGCUUGGACGUACGCAAAGACAUGAUGACGGCUUUCCGAGCUGCCGACUGAGUUGCUAUAUGGUAUGGCGGUUUAACGCGCAGGCGCAUGUGAGGUUGAUGUAAUUGCAACGUGAGCGGUGCGGUUGCGCGGUUGUGUGUGGCAGCUCCGGACAGCACGGCAUGUUGCUGACUGUGUGUGUGGUUACACGGUGGUGGUGCGCCUCAUGGAAACCGGAGGCCCUGGCCGGGGUGACCCAGGUGCCUUUGGUGCCCGGCUGACAACAGGCUGCGGGCUGGCAACCGAUUACCGCCUGCGUGGCACGUUACACGUGUGUGCGUGU
Messenger RNA from Chlamydomonas reinhardtii, 2187 nucleotides. RefSeq lists its product as uncharacterized. The record is from RefSeq and is a predicted model, not a curated record. Lineage: Eukaryota; Viridiplantae; Chlorophyta; Chlorophyceae; Chlamydomonadales; Chlamydomonadaceae. The coding region runs from base 63 to 1346 and encodes 427 amino acids. The transcript has 14 exons.